ACUUGCUUACCUGGUCUUUGAGUUGGCAGUGUGUGCUGUUGUAUUAAACAUCCAGACGGACUACAUAAAGCCAUUUAUUUUUUUCAUCACUUAUCACGUCAAACCAGGAUUUCAGAAGAUGUCCGUCACAGUUUACUUCACCAGUGUUAGUGGCUCUAGAGAGGUGAAGCAACAACAGUCCGAGAUUUUCCAGUUCCUGGACUCAAAGAAAAUUAAAUACUUUACUGAGGACAUCUCACAGAGCCCAGAAAAGAAAGAGGAGAUGAGAAAGAAAGUGGGAAACCAGUCAGCAAUGCCACCUCAGGUCUUUAAUGGUGGAAAAUACUGUGGGGACUAUCAAAAGUUUUUUGAUGCAAUUGAGGAAGGGAAGGCAGAAGCCUUUUUCAAACUCUGAGUGUGGACUGCAACUCCUCAGCUCCCGAAUGCUUGUAUUUUGGGAACAUCUUAAUAUGCCAAGAAAAUAUGUAUUUUGCACUGUUAAAGAAAUUAAGAUUUUAUAUUAAAUAGACUUGAAAAUUGAUGAAUGCAAUAAAUAUAACAUGUUCAGGCUGAUUGGAUGACAUGUUAAAUGGUUAAAAAAUAUUGCAGCCUAGUCUUUACCAGGCCGCUAGGGUGCAGUAGUGUCUAUUUUACACACCUUCACAAGUUAGUCAUGUAUACAAAUAUGUUCUACAAAUAAAUGUUCAAACAAAUGCAUUUAUUCCUGUUAUUUGUAAACUGCAUCCACCCUCUUUAUUUGUAAUAAAAUCAUGAGCAGCAAG
This is a messenger RNA of Triplophysa dalaica, 761 nucleotides long. RefSeq lists its product as uncharacterized. Gene Ontology annotation, cellular component: cytoplasm. The record is from RefSeq and is a predicted model, not a curated record. Lineage: Eukaryota; Metazoa; Chordata; Actinopteri; Cypriniformes; Nemacheilidae. The coding region runs from base 119 to 394 and encodes 91 amino acids. The transcript has 3 exons.